AUGCUCUAUUCCCCCCUCCUCUCCAUCGUCCUCUGGCAGACAGCUGCCGAUGACCACAAGUCGUCUGAAGGGGUCAUCUUGCCGACGAAGCCUCCACAGCCACCGACUGACAACGGCGAUCAUGAGGAUUUCUUUCAAAUGCUUCAUUACCUAUUCCACCACGGUAUGGGUGGUGUCCAUAGCGAGGCCGCGGACUUCAUGCCGAGUGCCGUUGGCGAUAUUACUGAUAUUAUGCCGGGUGACUUCUUUGAUACCCGGAAGACUACCAAGUUUGGGGUUUACUCGGGUGACUUCAAAUUGGACGAUUAUGACAGCGUCGCCACCGACGUGACGGUUUACGCCAAGACGAAAGGGUACAACGUCAACGAUGAGGACUUCCGUUAUCUCACCGUUGGUGUCCACGGAGGCACCUUUGGGCAUUGGUUUGGUUACUACCCGACCGUGAAGAUGUACAAUGGUGUCGGCAAUGCGUACAUCAGCGCCUAUUACUUCCGUCCUCUUCCUGUCGAACCUGACAUGAUGACUGGAAAUCAUUCAGUAGGUGAGGAAGCAACCACCACACCCAAGCCGGUGGAUGGUGAGCACGGCCGGGACGAGGAUUAUCAUCACGUCACUUUGACGGCCAAAGCCCGGGCUAACAUCUACCUCCCAUGGGGUCAGACGGCUGUUCCUUGCUUUGGUCCCGCUGGUGGCGAUGGCGCCUGGUAUCUGAUGCAUCAGUUUGGUGAUGAGAGGCUUCAUUGUGUCGUCUUUGAUGGUAAGUAUAAGACAUGGUAUUCUGCUGAUCAACCUAAGAAGAGGGAUCCUGUGUGGGUAACGUCCGGCGAUGUUCUCCUCGCCAUGAGGAAGCGUUCUGGUUACAUGCGGGGAUACCGCGUUAAGGUCCUCGCUCACGGCCUCCCAUUCAUCCUCCAGUGGAGGGGAGUCCAACGCGGUAUGCAGUCCACUACGGCGAAAAUUGAGAGGGGAUGCGGCGGCUUUUGCGUUUUUGGCGACUACGGCCCGAUGUAUACCGUUGACGACACCUACCGGGUUGAGGACUCGACUAUUGAGCUCAGCUUCGACCAUUCCGUCCUCACGGCUACAACACCAUACCCUCCCCAUGAUACUACGGAAACACCAGAGAUGCCGGGGACAGGGGCGCCUGCAGAGUCUACUACUACCGAGGCCCCUGUAGAAGAACCUACUACUGACGCCCCCGUAGAAGUGUCCACUACUGAGGCCCCUGUAGAUGCGGCUACCACUGAAGCCCCUGUUGGUGAGUCCACGAUUGAAGCACCUAUAGUUGAGGCUACUACUGAAGCCCCUGUGAAUGAGUUUACUACUGGCGCCCCUAUAGACGAGUCCACUAGUGAAGCUCCUGUAGGUGAGGCUACUACCGAAGCCCCUGUAGAUGUGUCUACUACUGAGGCCCCUGUAGACGAGUCUACUACUGAAGCCUCUGUUGGUGAGUCUACUACCGAGGCCCCUGUAGACGAGUCCACUACUGAGGCCGCUGUUGACGAGUCUACUACUGAGGCCACUACUGGAGAGUUUACUACUGAGGCCGCUGUAGAUGACUCUACUACCGAGGCCACUAUGGAAGAGUCUACUACUGAGGCUCCUGUAGCCGAGUCCACUACUGAAGCCCCUGUUGGUGAGUCUACUACCGAGGCCCCUGUAGACGGUUCUACUACUGAAGCCCCAGUGGAUGAGUCUACUACUGAAGCUCCUGUAGACGAGUCUGCUACUGAGGCCCCUGUAGACGAGUCUACUACUGAGGCCCCUGUAGAUGAGGGUACCACUAAAUCCCCUGUAGACGAGUCCACUACUGAGGCCACUAUGGAAGAGUCCACUACUGAGGCCCCUGUAGGUGAGGCUACUACUGAAGCCCCUGUGAAUGAGUUUACUACUGGAGCCCCUAUAGACGAGUCCACUAGUGGAGCCCCUGUAGGUGAGACUACUACUGAGGCUCCUGUAGACGAGUCCACUACUGAAGCCCCUGUAGAUGAGUCUACUACUGAAGCCCCUGCAGACGAGUUUACCACUGGAGCCCCUAUAGACGAGCCCACUAGUGAAGCCGCUGUAGACGACUCUACUACCGAGGCCCCUGUAGACGAGUCUACUACUGAGGCUCCUGCAGACGAGUCCACUACUGAAGCCUCCGUUGGUGAGUCCACUACUGAGGCCCCUGUAGACGAGUCCACAACUGAAGCUCCUGUGGAUGAGUCUACUACUCCCACAGCCACCCUGACUGAGUCUAUGACUACUGGAGCCUCUUCAAUGGUGUCCACCACUGAAUCCUCUAUGAUGGAGGCUACUAGCACUGGAGCUCCGGUAGUUACCAGUGCGCCUUCUAUUGGCGACUUCACUGAUGCUCCUCCCAUCCUCCCAUAA
Molecule: messenger RNA, 2376 nt
Organism: Perkinsus marinus ATCC 50983
Lineage: Eukaryota; Perkinsozoa; Perkinsida; Perkinsidae
Exons: 1
Coding region: 1-2376 (791 amino acids)
Source: RefSeq, a predicted model, not a curated record